Molecule: messenger RNA, 285 nt
Organism: Yamadazyma jaroonii
Lineage: Eukaryota; Fungi; Ascomycota; Pichiomycetes; Serinales; Debaryomycetaceae
Source: the annotation of a GenBank genome assembly
AUGUCAGAUAGGUUUCCAACUAUUGAAGUCAACAGAUCAAGGUCGUCUACCUUAGAUAAAAAGAGACAAUACAGUUAUUCAAUAAAUUCCAUCACAUCUAAUGAGGAGUUCGAAGAGAAGAAAAAUUUGAAUAAGAAUAGAAAGUUAAGUCAAGCAGAUUUAGAAAACCAGUUGAUUGAAACUGCUGGGGGUUCAAGAGAAGACGUUUUCUGGUUUUUUGUUAAAUUAUUAGUGUUACUCUUAUUAGUAUUUGGUUCAGGUGUAUUGAUCUUUUAUGCUUUGUGA